CAGCUAGUUCAGCACUCUCAACAUCCCUUGAGAAAAAACCAACCUUUUCCACCCAUUCCAAAUCUUCUUCGUACACACAACAUCAUGGACGUGAUUACAAGGAUGGUGACUGACAAGCCAGUGGUGAUCUUCAGCCGCAGCUCUUGCUGCAUGUGCCAUUCCAUCAAGUCACUGAUACGUAGUUUUGGAGCCAAUCCUACUGUGUACGAGCUAGAUCAGCUUCCAAACGAGCAGCAGAUAGAGCGCGCGCUGAAGCAGCUGGGUUGCAGCGGUGUGCCAGCCGUGUUCAUAGGGCAGCAGCCCAUUGGUGGCCCUAAUCAGGUCAUGAGCCUCCAGGUCAAGAACCAGCUCGGUACAUUGCUCAAAGAGGCAGGAGCUAUAUGGAUUUGAGUAACUUCCUUAUACUCAAGUCUAAUAAUAUAUAUAUCUAGAGUAAUCUUUUUUGCUGAGCAGUGUAAUAGUAUUAAUUAGGUGCCAUGGAGAGCCACUUUGUACACUGCUUUUGGGGGUUGGGAACUGGGAAGGGGUUGAAUACUGGUUUCCUGUACUAAGGGGCUGAAACUUUGUAUUGUGAGCACUUAAUCUCGUGUAGUAUGUAUUGUCUGAGCUAAAUAAAGGUAUACACUUCAU
Messenger RNA from Rubroshorea leprosula, 630 nucleotides. The record is from the annotation of a GenBank genome assembly. Lineage: Eukaryota; Viridiplantae; Streptophyta; Magnoliopsida; Malvales; Dipterocarpaceae.